AUGAAUUGUGUGGGAAAGAAAAUAAGUGAAGAGGAUGGAGGGGAAAGUCUAAAAAAGGAAGAGAGAAAGUGGGAAAGCAAAGUAAGAGAUGAAAACUGGAGGAAGAGGGAAGUGGAAAAAGAUAUGGAGGGGUCUGAAGAGAUAUUUGCUGUAGUUCUGGCAUGUGAGCUUGUCAGAUCAGGAAUAAAAGACAGAAAAGAACAUCAAGCAUGGUACUUGAAAAUAUCAAAGCUGGCACUGGCUUUGGCAAUUAUCCACUCAAAGCCUCCAGAAAAAAGCAGCAAAGAAUACACAGAGCAACUUGCUAAAAUUAUUUCUGGACAGGAUUUUAAAUGGAGAUCAAAAGUUGAAGCAUUAGAAGCUGAAGUCCUUAGAUUACGUCAGGAGCUUCUUUUGAACAAGAUCUGUCCAAGAUUCUGCUUGGAAAAUAGAAACCCAGAUGCCUUUACUGAAAUUCUGCUGGAUCAGGAACAUAUAAACCCUAUAAUAAAUUGCUCAAGUCAGCUAGAAGAUUCUGGGUGUGAUGUAUCUAGUGACUGUGUAUUUGAUACUGUAGACAUAUCACAUAACUUUGGGCACUCUGAGCAUAGUUGUAACACUUCAUCUUGUACAUUUAAUUCUGAAAUAUUUCCCAUAUUGAAUACCCAUUGUACUAGCAAGGAAAAAACUCUGGCUGCUCACAUGCAGUUCUUGCAACAUCUCCUUGAACUACGAAAACUGACAGAAGCAGGAGGUCUGAAAACAGUCUUUACAAAGCUUGAAAGCGACUGCUCCACAAUAUCAGAUUCUGUCUCUCGAUUGCUUGAUGGCCUGCUUACUUUUUACAAGAAUCCUAAAUUUCCUGUCUCAAAUUUUCUGACAGAAGCAGUUUCUGUUUUGAUCAAUUUAAUAACUGAUGCUAAUUUAUCUAAUCAUGUUCUGAAAAUGUGUUUUGAGAAGCUAGAAGAAUUUAAGAAAAACCUAGUUCAGAUUAUUUUAAGCAACAGCAAUAUCAAUAGGUUUCAGGUGCAGUAUCCCGUGUCCCACACUCUUGUUUUGCUGGGAAGAUGCAACAUAUUAAGAAAGUCUAUAAUAUCUCUGCUGUUAUCUGAAGUAAAUCAAUUUGCUGAUGAGUUGCAGCAAGCCCACCAGAUCGAGGCCAAGUAUAAUGUUACCCAAUAUGAGAAUAUUUUUUCUCUCUGCAUGAUUUUGGAACAGCUUCUUCAGAAGGGGACAGGAGAAGGUAACAUUUCAAGCUCGGACUGUGAUGGAGAAGAAAAAAACAAAUUUCUGCAGAACCUUGAUCAAAUUAUUCUCCAUCUUGCUGAUGAAUUCCCAUUGUUUUCAGUUUAUAUGUGGAGACUGGGUGCUCUUUUGAACUCAUCUCAAAUGCAAAUUGUUUAA
This is a messenger RNA of Emys orbicularis (European pond turtle), 1383 nucleotides long. It is a transcript of the gene MEI4, whose product is annotated as meiotic double-stranded break formation protein 4. The record is from RefSeq and is a predicted model, not a curated record. Bases 1 to 1383 code for a protein of 460 amino acids. NCBI's taxonomy places the organism in Eukaryota, Metazoa, Chordata, Testudines, Emydidae. Gene Ontology annotation, biological process: DNA recombination; homologous chromosome pairing at meiosis; oogenesis. The transcript has 5 exons. Gene Ontology annotation, cellular component: lateral element.